GGAAGAAGAGGAAGAGAAACUAAACAGAGAUAACAGAUUGAAGAAAAAAAAAAAAAAAUAAGAAGUGCAGUAAGUGACAACAAUGGCGAGCCUUUCAUUAGCGAAGAAUCUCAUCUUCAACCUCUCGAAGUCGUUUCCUCAAUCCCAAGUUUCACUCUCUCUGAGACCCUCUCUCAAAAUCUCCAGGGUCUGCUUCACCUCCGCCUCCAAAUUCUCCGAGGGUCGAAAUGCGCCAGAGGAGAGGGAUUCCAAUUCCCACCGGACGUAUGCCGAUAAGGACUGGAGGGAGAAGGAAAGAGGGUACGGCUCUGCUGACGUGAGCAAGCACGCGAAAGAAACCAUGGAAGAAGGACUAGAGAGAACCAAGCGGGAAGCAGAGGGGAUGAAGGAGAGAACGAAGGAUUACGCCGACGAAGCUAAAGAGAAGACAAAGAGCGCGGCGGAAACAAUGGCGGAGAAGGCCAAAGAGGGAACUCAGAAGGCUGCAGAGGCUGCGGAUAGUGCUAAGGAGAAUGCAAAGGGUUACGCUUAUGAUGCUAAGGAGAAUGCAAAGGAUUACGCUUAUGAUGCUAAGGAGAAGACAAAGGAUGCUAAGGAGAAGACAAAGGACAUGGCUGGAACUGUAGCUGAGAAGGCAAAGGAGGGGACUCAUAAGAUGGCGGAUACUGCGGAUAGUGCCAAGGAGAAGGCUACCGAUUACGCUUAUGAUGCUAAGGAGAAGACAAAAGACAUGGCUGGAACUGUAGCAGAUACGGCGAAGGAAGGGACCCACAAGGUGGCGGAGACAGCGGAUAGUGCUAAGGAGAAGGCGGAGGGUAUGGCAGAGAUGGUGGUGGAUAAGGUGAAGGGAGGGACGCAUAAGGCGGCAGAGACUGUGAAGGAUACGGUGAAGGGCGCUUGGGAGGCAACCAAGGAGACGGGGCAGUCAAUCAAGGAGGCCGUGGUGGGUUCUGAUGGGCGGGUGGAUGACACCUCAUCAGAUGAUGAGGAUGUCGUGGUUGAUCUUGAAGACGACACGUCCGGGAAGGUGAUGGAUGCGGAUGUCAUUGAGCGGAGGCGUGCGGCUGGAUAUAAGAAGGCUGGUGACAAGAAAUAUAAUUGAGAUUAUCUUGUAUGAACAUGUUUUUGCAACGUACUGUUUUGUGGCUAUUUGUGUUUUAAACUUCUAAAUAAUUGUAGUUAAUUAAUAAAUCAAGUUUGUUCUUCAUGG
Molecule: messenger RNA, 1210 nt
Organism: Fragaria vesca subsp. vesca
Lineage: Eukaryota; Viridiplantae; Streptophyta; Magnoliopsida; Rosales; Rosaceae
Product: desiccation-related protein PCC3-06-like
Exons: 2
Coding region: 83-1102 (339 amino acids)
Source: RefSeq, a predicted model, not a curated record